Cucurbita maxima (winter squash) is the source of this 1041-nucleotide messenger RNA. RefSeq lists its product as uncharacterized. The coding region runs from base 64 to 1026 and encodes 320 amino acids. The record is from RefSeq and is a predicted model, not a curated record. NCBI's taxonomy places the organism in Eukaryota, Viridiplantae, Streptophyta, Magnoliopsida, Cucurbitales, Cucurbitaceae. The transcript has 4 exons.
AGUAACCCUAAAACACACAUCUCUAAGUUUAACUUCACCAAACAAACACUUUUUAUUUUCACUAUGGCGGGUCGUCUUCGUCGCUCCAUGUUUCGUCUUUCUUCCAUUAAGCGACCUUUUAUCCAUGGUGGCAGUAAUUCAAGACAAGAUUCAGGUCCAUAUCCUUCAACCAGCAAAGAGUCGUCGAUGGAACCACGGGCUCGCUCACCGUCGCUUUCACCCAAGAGAGAGUCCGUUGCUGCUUCUCCGAUGUACUCUGUGAAGAAGGUUGCUUCACCAUCUCCUUCUCCAUCGUAUGGAGGUUCAGCUGGAGGAGUGAUCAACUCACAACCGAAGGCUGUAGAUGAAUACCUUAAGGAUAAACCUACUACUCAACCCAGAUCUCCUGAAACCGAGCCUAAAGCGGUGGUCGGAAAAGCCAUGAAGAAAGUGAUUGAUUCGGAUUGUCACGGCGAGUCGAGCAAAACGACGAUGACAUCCCACAAGCAUGAGCCAAAUACAAUAAAGAUUGCAGGAGAAAAUCAUGGAGCAGUAAUGGAAAUCUUCGAGUUAAAAGGGGAAGGGGGAGAUAUGAUAGAGAAGAAAGAGACAUUUAGAAGAACAUCAAACAGAAAGGCAAAGGAUCAAAACAAGGAAGGGUGUAAGGAGAAGAAGGGCGAAAGCACUUAUUUGAACAGCAAUGUUCAGGGCGUAAACAAUUCUAUUCUUUACGGUGCUUCUUUGGCUCACCAUGACCCGGUUCGAGCGAAAAUUGGAUGUGCAGUAUUUCUCUACCCACAGCAUACGCAUACACACAUGGACUCUACAAGAGUGAGCAUGGUUUUGACGUGGCAUGUUUUGGGCUGGAAGGUUGUUGGGCUAGGCUACAAGAGGAUGGGCUGGACUAGAGCACUAGAGACUGAUGCUGGACAUGCUGGACACCCCUCGUUGGCUUACACAUGUCCCAAUCACAACCUUACACGUGUUCUCUUCUUAUUACCCCAUGUUUUACUCGAAAAUGUAUGGAUAAUGGUACAUAUCCAUUAACUAUUAUAAAUUCUC